Messenger RNA from Trichoderma asperellum CBS 433.97, 2562 nucleotides. RefSeq lists its product as uncharacterized. Lineage: Eukaryota; Fungi; Ascomycota; Sordariomycetes; Hypocreales; Hypocreaceae. The record is from RefSeq and is a predicted model, not a curated record.
AGAAAUAGCUCGUACUCCAUAAACCGAACGGCUGGACGGCAGGAAAUGCAUUGCAUACGAAAGCGAGGCUAAUCCCCUGGCUUUUCUUUAUCUUGUGGUCUCUUGCUCCUUGCCUGGCCCCUUUUUAAAGACUGGUUUCUGCUUUGAGGCUCAAAGCAGAGAGAGAAAGAGAGGGAGAGAGAGAGUGGGAUGAAAAACUGAUUCUAUUGCUUGCCUGCGAGAAAUCAGGAGUAAUAAGCUUGGUGAUGAGGAUCCAUUUGCUGAUCUCCCUCGCCGAGCGGAUAUUCGGUGCAGCUCUCGCUCAUCGCUCCCAAUCUAAUUCUUGCUACGUCUUCGAUUAUUGACCACUCAUCUCCAUUUCUAUUUGCAAGUCGACUGCCUGGCCUCUUAAGACCUUUAACACAGCCUCACUCAACCUCUCGACUAAUCGACGCGCUCUCUGCCUCCCAUGGCGCCAAUCCACAGCGACACAGCCUCAAUAGAGGAACUACGGCGCGCUCCGUCAGAACCUACUGCUGCGGCUGCAGGAGAGCGACCAACCCAGACAGCGCCUAUUGGCACUGGCGGCGAUGGUAAUGCCGUUUGUGCCGACGAUGCUUCUGGUACUACUAAGAAUGGUGGUGAUCCGGAUGGAGUGCAGCAACAGCUUCCCCAGGACGAUGAACAGCGGCAGCAUCCAGAAAUACAGCAGCAGCAGCAGCAGCAGAGUUAUCAUCGCGAGGGAGUUUCCACGCCCGUGUUAAACGAAAAGUGCGACGCCUCCAUUGCAACACCCAAGACAGCCGUCUUGCCGCGUGCCACCACAUUCGGAUCUACAUUCACCACAUUAACCACCUCAUCUUCCACCUUUGGCCUCCUUUCGCCUGUUCCUGCAUGCGACAUUCCUGAAUCGACGCCACCAGAUCGCGUCACCCUAGUUAAGGCCGAGAAGGGAGAUGGCUAUGUGCCCCAGAGCAACAAGUUGAAGAACGAUCUUUACCCUGCCGUUGGUUACCUGGAACUAGCUAAUGCAGGCGACUUCGCUGCCAAUGUGUGGAACUCAUACCCAGUCCCGGUCUAUGCAACCGUCUUUAUGGCGGUUGGAGCAACAUUUGCUGGCAUCAUGUCUGUCUUUGCGCUUCUGGACUCGCGGCGUGCCUGGCGAAAUGUGAAGUUUCUCCGCAAGCAGCGAUGCGAGUUGAAGGAGACGCGAGCUCGCAGAGCGGCAAAAUCACAGCCCACAAGAGAUUUAGAUGUCCUUUUGUCUGUCAUCUUUCGCGAACUUGGUACAGAGGGUGUCAACCGCUGGAUGCUCAACAUGUUUAUGGGCGUCGGUGCUGUGCUCAUCUGUGUAGGCACGUAUCUUGCCAUUGCUGGAGCCAACCCAGGCAUCUUCUUAGCCAGUAACCUCCUCUCUGGAUACAUCGGUAAUGCGCCCAUCGCCAUCUUUGGCGCCAUCAACUCUUGCUGGGCAUUCUACAUCUUCUGUAAGGCUCAGGGGCAUAUCAACGCAGCUGCUAGGGCCAUUCCCGGCACCCAAUCCCUGGCUCUCAUAAAGAGGCGCAGCAGGAACGUGCAGAUUUACGCUUCCAUCAAUGGCACUGCCACGACUUUAGGAGGAGUCGGCUCCAUGAUCACCGCAACACGGUGGUGGGGCUACGUCAUAUUAAUACCUGUCAUCUUGGCCUCGGUGUUCUGCAAUCACUGGUGGCGUACCAGGGCUGGUUAUUCACGCAGAGAUUUGGUUCCCUUUGGAUUGUCGAUAAUGAGCGUCGAUGAACUGUCUACAGCCUUGGAGUUUGCUGCCAGAGCACAGGUUAAGAUCAAAGAGCAGAAGAAGACACCGAUCAACCCAUUUGUUUCGGACCCGUCGUCUCUGCGGUCUAUACUUACAUUUAUCCAAGAACAGGAAUUGCUCGAACCCUUUUGCAUGCGACUUGUUGAAGAUGCAGGCUUACGGACGACUAUCGGUUAUCCCAAUAAUCCCGCAGCAAUUGAAAUCCAAGCCGCUUCUCUACUGAAUCUCCCCAAAGAGUGUCACCCGGCAAUUAUCCAGGUUGCUCAGGACACGGUUCGAAAGACCGGGCCGAAACACUUCCAAUAUCGAGAGCGAUAUGCGGCUGAACUGCUUGGUACAUACCUUGCCAUUUCGUGGCAAGAAGCGAAACGAAGAGAGAGGACCGGAUCUCAAUCUGAGAAACCUAGACGGUGAUGGAAAAUAUAACAUGGAACGGAUAUAUUUGUUUUGGGCUUAGAAAUAUCAUGCAUUGAAAGCGAGCGAGCGAUUCGCCAACAUUACUUUAUUUUUAAUCUUUGUUCUACUUUUCUUUCGAAACGCAUAUUUCGGCGUAGGUACAGGGACUUCUUUGGAGCAUUAGACAAUGGUGCCAGGCUUAGGUAGCAUUUGAAUACUAGAAAACAAUACGCAACUACCUGAGAGAGUUAUGCAUCGACGGAUUCAUUCUGGCACAUCUUAUUCCGUGGUAACUUGGAGCUUUCAAGGCCAUGUUGUGACUGUAGCUCUUCAUUAUUAAUCUGAGGCAACCAUACACAAGGGAGCCGUUCAUAUGAGCAAGAUAUUUG